Molecule: messenger RNA, 2195 nt
Organism: Vitis riparia (riverbank grape)
Lineage: Eukaryota; Viridiplantae; Streptophyta; Magnoliopsida; Vitales; Vitaceae
Product: asparagine synthetase [glutamine-hydrolyzing] 1
Exons: 13
Coding region: 162-1913 (583 amino acids)
Cellular component (GO): cytosol
Molecular function (GO): asparagine synthase (glutamine-hydrolyzing) activity
Source: RefSeq, a predicted model, not a curated record
CGGCUCUCUCUUUACUCCACUGCUAUUUACGUGUUGAUUUCUCCUGCUUCCAUCGAAUUUGAUCCAUUCUUUAUCUCUCUUCCAAUUUCGACAACUCCCCUUGAAUUUUUUUCUCUGUCCGUUUUCUCUUUUUCUUGUGUCAAUCCUUCUUCAUCAUCAUCAUGUGCGGAAUACUUGCAGUUCUGGGUUGUUCUGAUGAUUCCCAGGCCAAAAGGGUCCGAGUUCUAGAGCUCUCUCGCAGGUUGAAGCAUCGUGGCCCUGACUGGAGUGGGCUAUACCAACAUGGAGAUUGUUAUUUAGCUCAUCAGCGGCUAGCAAUCAUCGAUCCAGCUUCUGGUGAUCAGCCUCUAUAUAAUGAAAACCAAGCCAUUGUUGUGACGGUGAAUGGAGAAAUUUAUAACCAUGAGGAGUUGAGGAAGAGCCUGCCAAAUCACAAGUUCAGGACCGGGAGCGAUUGCGAUGUCAUUGCCCAUUUGUACGAGGAGCAUGGGGAAAAUUUUGUGGACAUGUUGGAUGGAAUGUUCUCAUUUGUCCUGCUGGAUACCCGUGAUGAUAGCUUCAUUGUUGCCCGAGAUGCCAUCGGAAUCACCUCCCUCUAUAUUGGUUGGGGACUUGAUGGCUCGGUAUGGAUUUCAUCUGAGCUCAAAGGUUUGAAUGAUGACUGUGAACAUUUUGAGAGCUUUCCACCUGGUCACAUGUACUCUAGCAAAGAGGGUGGAUUCAGAAGAUGGUAUAACCCCCCUUGGUUCUCUGAGGCUAUUCCAUCGGCACCAUAUGACCCUCUUGUUCUGAGGCGAGCUUUUGAGAAUGCUGUGAUCAAGAGGUUAAUGACCGAUGUUCCUUUUGGGGUUCUGCUGUCAGGAGGUCUGGAUUCAUCCUUAGUUGCCUCUAUUACCGCUCGCCACUUAGCAGGCACAAAGGCUGCUAAGCAAUGGGGAGCACAGCUCCAUUCCUUCUGUGUUGGGCUAGAGGGCUCACCGGAUCUGAAGGCUGCAAAAGAAGUUGCAGACUAUUUGGGCACCGUUCACCACGAGUUUCACUUUACCGUUCAGGAUGGUAUCGAUGCCAUUGAGGAUGUUAUUUACCAUGUUGAAACUUAUGAUGUGACAACGAUCCGAGCAAGUACCCCUAUGUUUCUCAUGUCGCGUAAGAUUAAGUCACUAGGAGUGAAGAUGGUGAUAUCCGGAGAGGGCUCUGAUGAGAUUUUUGGUGGGUACUUAUACUUUCACAAGGCGCCCAACAAGGAAGAGUUCCAUAGGGAAACAUGUCGCAAGAUAAAGGCACUCUACCAGUAUGAUUGCUUGAGAGCUAAUAAAUCAACAUCUGCAUGGGGUUUGGAAGCCCGGGUCCCCUUUUUAGACAAGGAAUUCAUUAAAGUUGCAAUGGAUAUUGACCCUGAGUGGAAGAUGAUAAAGCCAGAACAAGGGCGAAUUGAGAAAUGGGUUCUCAGGAGGGCUUUUGAUGAUGAGGAACAACCCUAUCUGCCAAAGCAUAUUCUCUACAGGCAAAAAGAGCAAUUCAGUGAUGGUGUCGGUUACAGUUGGAUUGAUGGGCUCAAAGCCCAUGCGUCACAACAUGUGACCGAUAAAAUGAUGCUCAAUGCUUCACAUAUCUUCCCACACAAUACCCCUACCACAAAAGAAGCCUACUAUUACCGAAUGAUCUUUGAGAGGUUCUUCCCACAGAACUCAGCUAGGCUGACUGUUCCGGGAGGAGCAAGCGUUGCAUGCAGCACUGCCAAAGCAGUUGAAUGGGAUUCUGAGUGGUCAAAUAACCUUGAUCCUUCUGGCAGGGCGGCAUUAGGAGUCCAUCUUUCAGCUUAUGACCAGAAGUUAACCACAGUCAGUGCUGCAAAUGUGCCAACAAAGAUCAUUGAUAAUAUGCCGCGGAUUAUGGAAGUAACCGCACCCUGACUCACCCUUGGAAGGACAAUUCUAUGCAUGGAUUCCAGGGUAUAAUAUAUUUAUAAACUUUAGGCGCAAACGUAGAAGUGGGAAGGCAUUCUAUAUGGUAGUCCAUGAAUCUUUUGAUAUCAGACAGUAUUUUCUAGUUUAAGUACAAGGUUGUAAGCUUUCCUUCUCUGUUGUUGUACAUGGUUUUGAAGUGUGUUUUCAGUAUCUUGUGGUGGUUUAAAAACUAGUUUGUGAAGCUUCCCUCUGUUACACAAUUCACUCAAAAUGGUAUACUUCAUGUUA